Messenger RNA from Polypterus senegalus (gray bichir), 3706 nucleotides. Its product is annotated as proteinase-activated receptor 1-like. NCBI's taxonomy places the organism in Eukaryota, Metazoa, Chordata, Cladistia, Polypteriformes, Polypteridae. The transcript has 2 exons. The coding region runs from base 199 to 1446 and encodes 415 amino acids. Gene Ontology annotation, molecular function: thrombin-activated receptor activity. Gene Ontology annotation, cellular component: membrane. The record is from RefSeq and is a predicted model, not a curated record. Gene Ontology annotation, biological process: positive regulation of Rho protein signal transduction; phospholipase C-activating G protein-coupled receptor signaling pathway; blood coagulation.
AGGCGCCGGACUCCAACCUGCGCAUUCCAAUCCGUCUGCUGGAGCUUCUGUGCCUUACUUUUUAAGUGGAGUUACUUUCAAUAAAAGCGCUGCCUUUAACCGUCCAUCUUUGCUAAUAAACCAACUGAGGAAUAAUUUGGAAAAGUACUCUCAAGGAAAGGAAGGCUCAGCGCGAGUAACCGCAAAAAGACAAAAGACAUGAGACCUUCAGCCAUGCAGUGGCAACCCUGGCUUAUCCUCUGUGUUGUGGUUAUCUCUGCGGUGGCAUCAGAGCAGCUCGAUGGUCCGAGAGGGUUCCCGUCUUUCUACAGAGAUGUCACAGAUGAGCCCAUUGAUUAUUUUGAUGUUCUCAACAACAAAGAUGAAGGCAGUGGUUCUGGAAUGGGAGUCCCAGAAGUUCGUGUCCCCCGAAAACAAAACCACUCCAAGAUGUUCAUAACACAGACCACUAAAGAGUACCUUACUGGUCGAUGGAUGACACUCUUUAUCCCUUCGGUGUAUACCAUGGUGUUUGUUGCCAGCUUACUGCUGAAUGGCCUCGCCAUUCUUAUGUUCAUCUUCAAAGUGAAAUUAACAAAACCAGCCGUUAUAUACAUGCUGAACUUGGCCUUUGCUGACCUGCUUUUUAUUCUUCUGCUGCCAUUUAAAAUAUCGUACCACUUUUCUGGGAACAACUGGACCUACGGACCUGUGAUGUGCAGGAUUGUCACAGCUGCUUUUUACUGCAACAUGUACUGCUCAGUCCUCCUUGUAAUGUGCAUAGCCAUUGACCGUUUCCUUGCUGUGGUCUACCCCAUGCAGUCUCUGUCCUGGCGAAGCCGGGAGAAUGCCAUCAUUGUGUGUUUAUCUAUGUGGUUCUUAGCUGUUGGUGGUGUUAUGCCUAUUCUGUUGUCAGAACAGACAGCCAGAAUCCCUGAUCUCAGCAUCACAACCUGCCAUGAUGUGCUGGACAUCAAAAAAUUUCAAGGCUACUAUCUCUACUUCUUUCCCAUUUUCUGUUUUGUUUUCUUUUUUAUCCCCAUGAUAGUCACGUCCGUUUGUUAUAUUCGUAUCAUUCAGUGCCUCAGUUCGGUAAAUGUCGCCAGCAAGUGCAAGAAGACCCGUGCUAUCUUCAUGGCUGUUGUCGUCUUCACCAUCUUCAUUGUCUGCUUUGCCCCCACCAACAUCAUUUUACUCACCCACUAUCUGCGUUUUGCUAACGGCUACAAUGAGAAUUCCUACUUUGCCUAUCUCAUCUCCAUGUGUCUUGGCAGCAUUAGCUGCACUCUUGACCCCCUGAUUUAUUACUUUGGAUCUUCCACCUGCCAACGGCACCUCCACAAUCUUCUCUGUUGCAAAGGAGAUGCAGUUGAGAUUAGCUACACCAAGUCGGAUAGCCAGAGCAGCAAAAUGGAAACCUUUUCAAACAGCCUUCAAAGCAGCCAGUAUAAAAAGCUUUUGGCCUGAAAUCACCAAAAGCACAGAAUCUAGUUUGAUCCCAAGGGUGUGCUUUUAGUAUUGUGCUUCCAAUACCACUGUAGUCAAAAAUAAAUAAAUCUGAGUUCUGCAGUCCAUUUAUCCCCAGCUCUUUGGAUUGCUGAAUGUAACAUUGGACACGAGUCAAAUCCUGCUGUAGUGUCGGCAACAAAGUGAAGUUCUGAGUUUUGGAUGAUGGGAGGACACAUUGCUUAGUCUUGGUGCCAUUCUCAGUUUGCAGCUGCUUUCAUUUCUUAAUGCUUGCUGUAGUUGGAGACCUCUGCCAGCAGAUGACCUAAUCACCACAUUACAGAUAGCUUUUUUCUUUUCUAACCUUGUGUGCGCCUCACAAAAGAUGUGUGUUUGAAAACGAAGAGCAUAAGUGAUGUGUCUGUGUGCAGGGGUGGCUGAUGGUUGCAAAUAUUUGUUACUUAUUUUGCAUUCUACUCGCUCACAUUAGCUUUAAUUUACCCUUCCUUUUUAUUCAAUCUUAAAGGAAUACUCUUUCCAAAAAUAUUUUAUCACCCCAUGUUGUUUUCAGUAAUGGCUACGAAAAAUAUUUAAUCUCAUGUUUUUAUGUGGAAGGGAGAUAACAAAGAUCCUAACACAAUGGGGCCUAUGCCAAAAAAAAGAGCAAACAAUAUCAAAACGUCCAUGAAAUAAAAACCUCGAUUUGUGUUGCAUAAUCCAUGUGCCAGAUAUCCAGUUGUAUGCUCACAACAUCCCAAACACGGAAUGUUUUUGCAGGAAGAAACAGGUCUUCAGUUCAAAAGCCCGAUUGCAUUUAAACGUGCUCCCCAGAAGUUCAUGAGAAGUGGUUCAGUUAAGUAUAUUUUAUCAAAAAUACACGUGUUUUGAGAUGUAGUGAGCCCAUGACUGGCUAACUGACGUGUGCAUUAUGCAACACACAUUUUUAUGGAUAUCUCCAUCCUGUUUGCUAUUUGUAGAGUGUUGUCCCCUCUGAAUCCAGUUGUGUCCGCAACUUUGUCAUCUCUCUUCCCCAUAAAAAUAUGAGAUUUUUUUUUUUCUCGGCCAUUACGACAAACAAAAGUGGGGUAAGUGACUGAUAAUACAAAACUAUCGUUUUUGGUCACACCAUGCCACCAUCAAUUUUUGACUUUUUCUCUAUAAAAGUUGUCAUCUUGAAGCAAUCAAGAAAUUUCUGAACAGUACACAUCUCAGGCAAACAAUUGUGUGCAGUUUUAAAGAUAAUGUUCAUAUUGUGUGCUGUUUGUCAAGUGUUGGUCCCAACUGAAACUGUUAUGUCAGGAACUUUAUAUCUUUUCCCCAUUAAAACAUGAGAGAAAUUUUAUGAAGAUUUCCAAAAAUUCCGCAGCCCUGUGGGCAGGAAAAAAGACGUUUCCUGCUGAUGAUGUGUGUCAUGGUGUGUGAAACGGAUGACUUAUGUAAACGGCUUUGGGGUGGAAUGAUCCAGUCAGAUUGGUUUUUUUUUUUUUUGUCCCAUAUGCCUCUGACCAACAUCCAUUUGUUCUGAUAGAUGUGUUUAAUGUAUUUCCCGGAUCAGUUCUUUCAUUUUGCAUGUUGGAACAACACCCUUUCUCCAGGGAAGUUCAGGAAUGAAGUCAGGUUUUUCCUGUAAGUGGAAAUGGUGCGUAUUCUAAAAAAUGUUUAGUGCCCGUACAAUAAGCUUUAACCACACACAUGUAGAUGAUCUGAUCUAAAUUUUGGUUAAGCAUUUCCAUUUCUAGUUUUGUGCACACCGUAAUGUUAUUGUUAGUCUGACACAGUGGCAAGGCUUUAUCAAGGCUGUUGCCUUCUUAACAGAAGGUCUCCCCAUUGCAGACAUUUUACUUUAACUGUAGACCUGCCUAAUAUUCCUAAAGGAAAUUUACUGGAAAAUGACCCCCCUGACCUGUCUGAAUGUUACAGAAAAUGGGGGUCCAUUUCACUUUGUUUUUGUGCCAUUCUCCUUAAGCGCUUUCUUUUAAAAAGGAUUCUUCUGUCUAAAUGUAACCAGUUGUCGUAGUCCUAGUUUAUGUGAUAUUAACACCCGUCAUAUUUCAGGUCAUGCGCUUCCAGAAAUGUAAAAAAGCACAUAACGUCUCUGACCAGUAUUAUAGUGGAUGAAGUUUUUCAUUGUACAGUAUUCUUUAAAAGCUUUCUCUUUGCACAGUUUCAUUAGUUUAGAAUAUUUUCUUUUGUUUUUUUACCUGUUAGAUGAACUUAUGUACAGUGUUUCAUUUUAUAUUUGUACGUGUUUUAUUAAAUGCACUAUAUUUGCUAUAUCUCA